AUGGGUAAUAUUGGUGAGGACGAGGGAUCAGCGGUUGGUGGUGGAGAUAGUUCCAGUGGUAAUAGUGGUUUUAUACGAAACCAGAGCUUCAAAUUGUGUCUUCCAUUUACUGCAGCUGGAGAUACAGACGAAUGCAAGCAUCGGAACAAUCGACUGAGUACUGAAGCGACUAGCACCACAGUUCAAGAAAACUUGAGAACGAUCAAGUCACAACCACGUACGGCACAGGAAGUUAUGCUUGAGAAGAAAAAAGGUGCUAUGACGCGCCCAUUUGCCCAGUACGGUACACUCAGGUCGGAACAGCUAAGUGACAAUGGCAGUGCAACUCCGUGGCCAUCUGACGCGAAAAAUUGGGUUUUGAAAGCACGUGAUAGGCUACGAAAAUGGCCCAUUUUGAAUCCGCGGGGCGCUACGAGAAUCAAUAAGAAUCAAACUACUUGUCCAAACCGCAGCUCUUGCUUGAAGGCGAACGUGCCAUUUGGAUUGGAAGAGUCCGGUGAUGACCCGGAGACGUCUACAAAUUCGUAUAGCUCGUCGUGCAGCUCACAUAGUUCCAUGAAUGCGGUGGCAAUCCCGAUGUGCUCAUCAUCUUUGUCAGUUGGGGAUCGAUGGGAGUUGCAGCAUGCACUUUUGAAACAGUCACGCAAAGCAGGCGAGCAUUCACUGCUUCACUCAUACCCUCAAGGCUUGAAAACCGAUAUUGAGUCCGACUGUUUACUAAAGGUUGAGAUCGAGAGCGAUGCACAUCCUGAUAUUAAGACGGAAGUGCGGAAGCUAUUUGCGUUGGCGUACCCAGUCACAUUCACAUACGUGCUGGAGUUUUUCCCUCAAUUGGUGAGUAUGACGUUGGUAGGUCACCUGGAUUCGCCAUUGACGAAGCAGUAUUUGGAUGGUGUUGCACUCUCAACGAUGUGCAUGAACCUAACAGCGAUUGGAAUUGGAUUUGGUUUAGCCACAGCAAUGGACACGUUGUGCUCUCAAGCGUAUGGCGCUGGAAAGCCCAAAAAGCUUGGCAUUUACUUUCAGAGUGGCUUGAUUGUGUUGGGACUCGCGAUGAUUCCUGUGUUCAUUAUCAACUGGUAUACAGAGGCCUUCCUGGUCAUGACCGGUCAACCUGCGCAAGUCGCAAAGUUUGCCGGACGCUUCAGUCGGAUUCUGCUCCCAGGCAUUCCAGCCGUGUACGUCUACGAGAUGGUGAAAAAGGUGAUGCAAGCCCAGAAUGUCGUGUUGCCCAUGGUACACAUGGCUGUGAUCAGCAAUCUUGUGAAUUUGCUACUGGGUAUCUAUCUCACGUUUUUCACGUCUCUCGGAUUUGACAGUGCCGCCAUCGCGCGUUUGCUAUCUGAGGUGGUGCUUCCAUUGUGUUUAAUUCCGUAUUUCAUGUGGAAUCCGCACAUCCCCGCUGAAUGGUGGCCUGGUUGGCAAGCGAAGCAAGCGGUGCAUCACCUGGGCACUUUUUUGCGUCUUGGUUUGCCGGGCGCCGCAAUGAUGUUGUUGGAGUGGUGGUCUUUUGAGAUUAUGGCGGCUUUCGUGGGCUGGUUGCCUAGCAGUGUCGUUGCUAUCAGCGUGCAUUCGGUACUAGUAAGCGUUUCUACGUUUGCGUUCAACUUUUUCCUUGGCAUCUCUGUGGCAGCCAAUGUCCUUGUGGGCAAUUACUUAGGCAGCAACAAGCCACAUCACGCGAACAUGGCCUCAACGGUGGGUAUGAUACUGUCCGUGUCUUUGUCGGCGGUGAUCGCAAUCAUCAUUAUUGCUACACGGUAUCUGAUUCCGAAGAUAUUUAUCAACGACGCAGUAUCCAUCGGAAUGGCUGAGCACGCACUGCUGUUUCUAAUGCCGUACCAGAUGUGCGAUGCCAUCAAUGCUGUGAUGCAAGGCGUGUUUCGCGGCACGGGACGGCUUCUGCUUGGCACCUAUAUUAAUUUGCUUGCAUACUUCGUGAUUGGUCUGCCCUUUGGCGUGUACCUCGCAUUUCGAAUGGACAUGGGCGUGGAAGGCAUGUGGCUCGGCCUCACUGCAGGUAUUUUCUUCGGCUGUGUCGUGUCGUUUAUCAAAAUCUGUGAGACCAACUGGAAGAGCAUGGCCGACGCCGCACGCUUCCUGCCAUCUCUCCAAAUUCCUCCGUCCGACCAAACACUGCUACGGGAAUUAGCGACGACGAUCGUCACACAUAACCUCGAGCAAUACAACAAUCUGUGUCUUACAAAAGACGGUCAUCCAGACAGUCGAGUUUGGAAACCAACUCGCAAGGCAGACGGCAUUCGAAUCUAUCGAGAGCGUCCGAAUUCCGCCAGUGAGUCUGCACCACAAAUUCCGUCGCUGUUACUCUUGGGCUCCAUGGUCGGCAAAUUAGACGACAUCAUGUACGCCGUCGUGACACCGACGGACGAAUCUCUCAAAAUAAAGUCUUGCUGCAUCCGAGACGGAGUUGUCGAUAGCAGAGUUCUCCAGGAGCUCGUGUGCCCCACCGUUGAUGACCCGUUUCACCACGUAAGUCUUCAGUGGCGUCUGUACGAAGGUCGUGACUACGUGACACUCGACACCUCGGGCAUGAUGCAGACCCCAUGGGGUGAGCGUGUUGGCUAUAACGUGUCGCACUCGGUCAGCUUUGCUCAAUUGCCAGCUUUCGCAGAGCUCAAAAUCGCACGUGGCAAUAUGUCCGUGUGCUCACUCUACCACCAGAAGGCAAACAACACGGUCGAAUGCUACACCCGCGGAUUCUUUGACUUGUCCACGAACACUCACGGAAACACCGUUUUGGCACUGCAGAACAUCGCCACGCAGUGGUUGUCGUUCUCACGCAACAUGCAAUACGCGCAAAUGAAGAAGCUUGCGUGGCAUUUGCGUCAAAACAGCUACGAUAUCGACGCGCCACUGCUUACACCAGCCCGAUCAAAGCAGAUACGCACUGCCUCAACGUGUCAAGUGUGCACCAAGAGCUUCAGUUUCCUGCCUCAUAGCAAAAAUGAAGCUACCACUGAUGAUAUUCCCGACCUUAGCAGCUACAGUCAACCAUGUGAUCCCUUUACAUGUCGUCCAAAACGAGCUCCAGCGCCAGUCAAGGAUUUUGAAUUUACAGCUAAUGGCUGUGGUACAUCUGAUAUGCCCAUUAGUACAUCCCUGGAGUUUCAAGAUUGCUGCAAUUGGCACGACGCGUGUUACAGUAUUUGUGGCAUGUCCAAGGCAAUUUGUGAAAAGCGAUUGCAUCGAUGUAUGAAGGCGAAAUGCAAAGAGGUGGUCGAUCCUGAACAGCGCAGCGAAUGUUUUUCGGCUGCGAAAAUCUUUUACAUUGGAGCUAAUAUGAUUGCGUGUCCAGCAUUCCAGGAUGCACAGAAAGAAGCAUGCGAAUGUGUACCAACUGAUACCGUGGCUACUGCCACUCGUGAGCGUUUGAAAUAUUUUCUUGAAGAGAAUGGGGCUCCGAAAGCGGAUUUGGAAGACAAAGCGAUUGAUGCAUUGUUGGCGAAGUACAAGGGUCAAGAGCCAACAAUGUUCUUACGACUGUUAAAAAAGUAUCCCGACGCUAUUAAGAGUGAUCCCGCUAAAACUACCUUCAUGGACGAGCUUCUGAAAGAUGCUGAUAGUAGUGUCAAGACGGAAGAAAAGAAGAAAGGAAUUAAGAUUGAAAAGGAAGAACCUGUGGAUGAACAUGAAGACCUGUAA
This is a messenger RNA of Peronospora belbahrii, 3663 nucleotides long. Lineage: Eukaryota; Oomycota; Peronosporomycetes; Peronosporales; Peronosporaceae. The record is from the annotation of a GenBank genome assembly.